AUGCAUUACUCGGCCACAAACUCUUCAUUACUCGGCUACAAACUCUUCAUUAUCCUGAGGAAGAGACAAUCAUAUCCUUAUCUGGAUCCCCAUGCUGGAACCAUUUCCCCAUUUGAGCAUGUCAAACUGCUUUUCUUGGACGAUCGUGGCAAGGUGGAUCUUAAUCUUGAAAACUAUGAGAGGUUUCUAGAUAUCAAAUUAACCCGAGACAGCAACAUCAAUACCGAGAAAAGUUACCUGCAUGUACUUGCUAAAGAGAGGAAAUGGGAUUAUUUGGCAAAGACUGUUAGAGAAGUUGCGAUUAUUUUUGUUGAUGGAGAAGAGGGUCCUCCUGAUGUUUGCGUUAUCGAAUUAGGGGAAACUAUAAUAGGUGAUAUUGAAUCUGCACCUUUUACCGUGUCGGAACAAAGAGCUGAUGCUGACUUCAGGGACCAUCCCACUGGUGGAGAAAAUGAUCUCUCGUUCCAACUCCCGAGGGCCAGCAUCUACUUUAUAUCUAAACCUCUCCUGCCUCGAGGAAGCCAUGCCCAUGAUGGCUCAAGUCAAGGAAUUCCCGUUUUCCUCAGUCUUCUUCUUCAGGGCGAAAAAAAACGUGAAAACCAAUGCAAGCUGGACACCCUUCACGCACUCUACAACCUUUGCACCUAUUCUCCCAAUAAUCCCACUCUACUAUUAUCUGGCAUAAUCAAAAAGCGUCCAAGCCCUGGCAUUGACAGGUUUUGCUUGUGGAUAGAGAAGUCAUUGGCCGUGUUACUAAAUCUAGCCUCCAGCCAAGAAGGAAGAGAAGAUAGAAUAUCAUCACCAAGACUGAUGAUCAGUCGUUUCUUGCCUUGUGUUCUUAUGCACGGGAAGCGAAUAAAGCGUCACAAAGCGAACACAAGUGGUUAUUGUUUCUGA
Messenger RNA from Arabis nemorensis, 897 nucleotides. The record is from the annotation of a GenBank genome assembly. NCBI's taxonomy places the organism in Eukaryota, Viridiplantae, Streptophyta, Magnoliopsida, Brassicales, Brassicaceae.